Molecule: messenger RNA, 1203 nt
Organism: Adineta steineri
Lineage: Eukaryota; Metazoa; Rotifera; Eurotatoria; Adinetida; Adinetidae
Source: the annotation of a GenBank genome assembly
AUGGCUGAAGCAAGAUCAAGUUUUAGUGGGUCAUCAUCUGAACAACAUGGUGCUGGCACAACUGACGAUGCUGAUGAUCUUGAACUUCAACAACGACUUGAAAAGAUCGACCGUGAGAUACUUCAAUUAACAUUUGAAAAUACUGUUUUCGAAAUGAAUUUGGAAAGAAAAAAAGCUGAACCAAUAACUGUUAGUACAAAUGUUGGUACUUCUCAAGCAACAACACCAGCUGGUUCAUCUCAAGAUUUGAGUGUUGCUGGUGGUACAAGUCGAAGUGAACGUUUAAAUCGCAAAAGAUCAAAAUCACGAAGCACUCAAGGUGAUUUUCGUAUACAAUUAACACUUGAACAAAAAAUUGAUAUUGUCAAUUCGGAACUUGAACAAAUGAAAAACGAAAAAAAUCGUCGAGAAACAACUAAUGAAAAAAAAACUGAUCAACUCGAAUCUGAUCUUGAAUGGGUUGAUACUGAAAUCAAUGAUUUUGAUUCAGCUGUAGCAGAUUUUAAAAAAACCAGAGAAACUUCAACGGAUGUACGUACAAAACAAUUAGUUGGUGAAAAAAUUGAACGUUAUUUUAAUGAACGUAUAAAAGCACGUGAAUCAUUAACAAAUAAAUUACGUGAUCGUUCAUCAGGUUUAAAACGACAAAUUAUACGUUUAGAAAUUCAAUUGAAACAAAAAGAAGAAACAGGAGAAACAUUACAUGAAGUUGAUUUUAAUCAAUUAAAAAUUGAAAAUAAACAAUUUUUAGAUAAAAUUGAUGAUAAAAAUAUUGAACUUAUUUUAUUAAAAAGACAAGUUGGUCGAGCAACACAAUUACUUAAUCGUUAUAAAGAUGAUUUACAUAGACAAAAUAAAGAAUUAGCUGAUACUUUACAACGUAUUGAAAAACAAAUUAAUUUAUAUGAUCAUGCUGAACAUGAUAUGGUUGGUGCACAUGCAGAACAUACACGUGUGACUGGAAUACAUUGUCAUCUUGCUGAACAAACAGAAAAUUAUCGAGUACCAGAAGUAUUAGAUUAUGUUAAAAAGAAAGCUUUACUCUAUAAUCUUCAACGUGAUUGUGAAGUUUGGGAAAGAAAAGUUGAAAUUGCGGCUAUGGCAUUACAACAAUCAAAACAACAAUGGCAAUCACUUCAACGUACUGCUCAAUAUCAAAAUAGUGCCGGUAAUUGGAAUAAUGAACAACUUCAAGCACGAUAG